Bipolaris sorokiniana ND90Pr is the source of this 1680-nucleotide messenger RNA. RefSeq lists its product as uncharacterized. Gene Ontology annotation, biological process: Arp2/3 complex-mediated actin nucleation. Gene Ontology annotation, molecular function: actin filament binding. Lineage: Eukaryota; Fungi; Ascomycota; Dothideomycetes; Pleosporales; Pleosporaceae. The record is from RefSeq and is a predicted model, not a curated record. The coding region runs from base 157 to 1329 and encodes 390 amino acids. The transcript has 5 exons. Gene Ontology annotation, cellular component: actin cortical patch; Arp2/3 protein complex.
AUCUGCUUUGCCUGUUUGAGUGCUCACGGACCCCCGGCCAGCCAUCAGCGCCCCGCCGCCAACGUCGUCAACCUCAAGGCACGUAGGCACCGAGCUACAGCCAGCUCUCAACAUCCACCUCCCUCACCCCACCAACUCUCCAGGGCUUUUUACAAGAUGGCUGAAGCUCCUAUUGUUCUCGAUGGCGGUACUGGUUUCCUCAAGGCGGGUUAUGCCGGACAGAACUUCCCGGAUCACCAGUACCCUUCGAUAGUCGGCCGACCCAUUCUGCGAACCGAAGAGCAAAACACGGGUGAUAUUCAGCUCAAGGACAUCAUGUGUGGUGACGAGGCUGCAGAGGCGCGCUCAAUGCUUCAGAUUACCUAUCCCAUGGAGAACGGUAUCGUGAAGCGCUGGGACGACAUGCAACAACUGUGGGACUACACUUUCUACGAGAAGAUGAAGAUCGACCCAACUGGCCGCAAGAUCCUGCUCACUGAGCCGCCCAUGAACCCUCUCAAGAACCGCGAGACCAUGUGCGAAGUCAUGUUUGAGCGUUACAAUUUUGGUGGUGUCUACGUGGCUAUCCAGGCUGUGCUGGCUCUAUACGCACAGGGUCUCUCAUCUGGUGUAGUCGUCGAUUCAGGAGAUGGUGUUACACAUAUUGUUCCCGUCUACGAGAGCACCGUGCUCAACCACCUCACUCGACGUCUCGAUGUCGCCGGACGUGAUGUGACCCGCAAUCUCAUUGCACUCCUUCUACGAAGGGGAUACGCCCUGAACCGAACCGCCGAUUUCGAAACGGUGCGACAAAUCAAAGAGAAGCUCUGCUACGUAUCAUACGAUCUCGAGUUGGACCAGCGCCUCAGCGAAGACACAACAGUGCUGGUAGAGUCAUACACUCUUCCGGACGGUCGAGUGAUCCGGGUGGGCAGUGAGCGCUUUGAGGCCCCCGAAUGUCUGUUCCAGCCUCACCUUGUGGAUGUGGAACAGCCCGGUAUCGCCGAGUUCCUGUUCAACACGAUCCAGUCGGCCGAUGUGGAUGUGCGAAGCAGUCUGUACAAGGCCAUUGUGCUGAGUGGUGGAAGCAGCAUGUACCCGGGUCUGCCCAGUCGGUUGGAGAAGGAGCUGAAGCAGCUGUGGCUCACCAAGGUUCUAGGCGGAAACCCAGAGCGACUCAACAAAUUCAAGGUGCGCAUCGAAGACCCGCCUCGGCGAAGGCACAUGGUCUUCCUGGGUGGUGCUGUGCUGGCAAACAUUAUGGCAGACAAGGAGAACAUGUGGAUAACAAAGGCAGAGUGGGAAGAGCAGGGCGUUCGUGCUCUGGAGAAGCUUGGAGCGAGAGGAUAGUGAAGACGCAGUUGUACACGAAUAAAUCCAACAAAUUCACGGCACAAUAGCUGACACGUACGAUGGAUGGGAAACCUUUGUUGCUUUUUUUCUUCUUGCAUGCAGUGAGAGGGUCAUGUGUCUUGCCAAAACUGGCGUGUCUUGUCCCGCACCCUGCAGCCGUCAUUGUUGUUGUGUAGGUAGUUUGGAAACGUGGGGUAAUUAGCUCUUCCAACGUCACCGGAGGCGUCAUGCCACAGUAGUUUUGGCUAGUAGAGGCAGUGGACGGACUUUGUAGGGUGGUUCGGGUCGCCAGGCGCAUUGCGGGAAGUGAGCACAAGCAGGUAGCGGAACGUUAGCCGUUGCUGGAUA